Jaculus jaculus (lesser Egyptian jerboa) is the source of this 960-nucleotide messenger RNA. Its product is annotated as olfactory receptor 52Z1-like. The record is from RefSeq and is a predicted model, not a curated record. Lineage: Eukaryota; Metazoa; Chordata; Mammalia; Rodentia; Dipodidae. The transcript has a single exon. The coding region runs from base 1 to 960 and encodes 319 amino acids. Gene Ontology annotation, biological process: G protein-coupled receptor signaling pathway. Gene Ontology annotation, cellular component: membrane. Gene Ontology annotation, molecular function: olfactory receptor activity; G protein-coupled receptor activity.
AUGGCUCUUUCCUUUCACAACUACACCAGUCCUCAGAAUGUGUGGUAUGUUCUGGUUGGAAUCCCAGGACUGGAAGAUUUGCAUACCUGGAUCGCCAUCCCCAUCUGUUCUAUGUACAUCGUGGCUGCCAUGGGCAACAUCUUCCUAAUCGUGCUGAUCAUGUCGGAGCGCAGUCUGCAUGAGCCAAUGUACCUCUUCCUCACAAUGCUGGCCUUCACAGACGUGCUGCUCUCCACCGCCACGGCACCCAAGAUGCUGGCCAUCUUCUGGUUCCAUUCUAAGGACAUAUCCUUUGGUAGCUGUGUGGCCCAGAUGUUCUUCAUACAUUUCAUCUUUGUGGCCGAAUCUGCUAUUCUCUUGGCCAUGGCAUUUGACCGCUAUGUAGCUAUCUGUCACCCGCUGAGAUACACCACAAUCCUCACCUCCCCAGUCAUUGGGAAGAUUGGUUUAGCAGCUGUGGUCCGGAGCUUUUUAGUCUGCUGUCCAUUCAUCUUCCUAGUAUACCGGCUUUCCAACUGUGGGAGAAGCACAAUUCCCCAUUCCUACUGUGAGCACAUGGGCAUUGCCGGACUGGCAUGCGAUAAUAUCAAGGUCAACAUCAUCUAUGGCCUGACCGUGGCCCUCUUGUCUACAGGGCUAGAUAUUAUAUUCAUCAUUAUUUCAUACACAAUGAUCCUUCGUACGGUUUUUCGGAUUCCUUCCUGGGCUGCGAGGUAUAAGGCCCUGAACACAUGUGGUUCCCACAUCUGUGUUAUUCUGAUGUUCUAUACACCAGCAUUCUUUUCGUUUUUCGCCCAUCGCUUUGGAGGCAAAACCAUCCCUCGGCACAUCCACAUCCUGGUUGCCAACCUCUAUGUGAUGGUGCCUCCUAUGCUCAACCCCAUCGUUUAUGGAGUGAAGACCAAGCAAAUACAAGAUCGAGUGGUUUUGCUUUUCUCCCCUAUGAAUACAUGUUGUUAA